AAGAAAAGUUAGUGAGAGAGAGAGAGAGAGAGAGAGAAAGAGAGGGAGAGAACAAGAUAGAGAGAGAUUGUGUAGAUGAAAAAGGAAAGUUGGGUGUGUCAUGUGCUUGUGAAGUCUUUACCCUUCCACUGAUUGUAAGCCAAAAAAAGACUGAAGAAUCAUUCUAUCCCCACUUCACCUACUGUCCAACACCCUUUCUGUAUAGAACCUUUUUUUUGGUAUUCUUGGUAGAGUCUUGUUCUCACCAGAUCAGACCUAAAAUCACUUUUUCCCCAUAUUUAGCCCUAUUGUCCUCACCUCGACUCACCCCUAUUAUCCCUAAAACCUUUUCUGGGUUUUUUUUGCCUAUUUUGUGUGUUUGUGUGUGUGGAGAUAUGGUGAGAGGGAAGACUCAGAUGAGGAGGAUAGAGAACGCUACAAGCAGGCAAGUCACCUUUUCCAAAAGGAGAAAUGGGCUUCUGAAGAAGGCAUUUGAGCUCUCGGUUCUCUGCGAUGCUGAGGUUGCUCUCAUCAUCUUCUCUCCUAGGGGAAAGCUCUAUGAAUUUGCUAGUUCAAGCAUGCAGGAGACGACACAGCGCCAUCAGAGGCAUACAAAAGAUGUUCAAACUGACAACUCAUCAGUGGAAGAAAACAUGCAGCAUUUGAAGCAUGAGGCAGCAGACAUGGCAAAGCAGAUAGAACUUCUUGAAGUUGCAAAAAGGAAACUCUUGGGAGAGGAUCUGGGGUCAUGCACCAUGGAAGAACUGCAGCAAAUUGAACAACAGUUGGAGUGGAGUGUAAGCAGAGUCCGGGCUAAAAAGAUGGAGGUUUUCAUGGAACAGAUUGAUCAACUUAAGGAAAAGGAGAAAGUCCUAACUGCUGAAAAUGCAAAGCUCUGUGAGAAGUAUGGCUUGUUACCGCGACAAGAAUCAAACGAAGAGAGAGAAAUUGUGCCAUACACAGAAAGCAGUGAGAUUUCAGACGUAGAGACUGAUCUGUUUAUUGGACCCCCAGAAGGGAGAAUCAAGCGUGCUUCGCCUCAGAAGUAAACAACAACUUGCAAUUGUGCAGCAUACAUAUAUCUACAUAUUUAUGAUCAUAGUCAUUUCCAUAUAUUUUGUAUGUCUAACUGUAAAAUUGUUGCUGCCACUGAAGUAUUUUGGCCUUGCUCAAGCAAUAAUGUGCUUUAUAUUGAGUGCAGCAUUUUGCUCAUUGCAACUUUAAUCUAUCUAUGUAUCUAUGUAUCUAUGUCAUUGGAUAUGGUCCAAGAAUAAUACUGCAAUAUCAUAUCCUGAUGUAUAUUUUGCAGCACUAUGCUUCCUCAAUAAUCUUUUUAUUUUUUUUAUUUUUUAAAA
Messenger RNA from Camellia sinensis, 1334 nucleotides. Its product is annotated as MADS-box protein SOC1. Gene Ontology annotation, molecular function: protein dimerization activity; RNA polymerase II transcription regulatory region sequence-specific DNA binding; DNA-binding transcription factor activity. Gene Ontology annotation, biological process: positive regulation of transcription by RNA polymerase II. The record is from RefSeq and is a predicted model, not a curated record. Lineage: Eukaryota; Viridiplantae; Streptophyta; Magnoliopsida; Ericales; Theaceae. Gene Ontology annotation, cellular component: nucleus.